CCUCCCUUUCACGAUUCUUUGUUGGAGACACAUGUAUGUACGUCGCUUCGGCAUGUCGGGCCUGUAUGGUGGGGAGGGGGGGGAACUGCGGGGAGAGAGACGGAGGGAGACAUGUCUCGCGCCGAACGUCCCCAUUUCCCCGUCUGCUUUUGCCGUCUCGUGGAAGCGCACUUUCCGGAGCUGAUUGGCAAGGGCGUUCCUCAAUGCGCCGUCUAGCAUAUGCCCGCCUCCUCGUCGUCGUCGUCGUUGUCAGGUCGGCAGGAUAGGUAGGCUGGGUGAUAAGGUCACGUCAUGGUCCCCCCUCUGGCGCGUACCGCAUCGCACCGCACCGCAGCCAGGCGAGGAGCUGACAAGGGAGACAGCAGACGCCAGGACCCCCGCCUUGCCCAUCCUGUCGUGCGACGACGAGCUGGUUUAUUAUUUCGCCGUCCAGUCCACAACGCAAGGGGAGAGCGGAGGAGAGCAAUCAAAUCCCGAUGCCACCACGUUCCUUUGCGUUGAGCCGCCGGAGUAAAAGAGUGUCUCGUUUUGUUGGCUACCAAGUUACUACUUAACACCAUCCCCCGUGCUCUUCGGCCUGCAGGUCUUCUUGGCCGUCUGAACUCUUUCGAACAGACACCGACCCAUACGUCUGCUUUCUGUCCUAGCGGCCAAGAGUCAAGACGAGCUGUGCUACUGUCGAGAACGCAGGAGGCUCUCCACAAAGUUUGCAGCCGCGAGUUGAAGACUGUUCAGAGCUGGUACCAGAGAUUUGGAACCCGCCGCCAUGGCCGACAUUGACGUUGAAGAGGUCCUCAAGAAUCUCAGCCUUGCUGAAAAGGUCGACCUGCUGUCCGGCAUCGACUUUUGGCACACCAAGAGCCUCCCCGAGCAUGGCGUCCCCUCGCUCCGCCUGACCGACGGCCCCAACGGCGUCCGCGGCACCAAGUUCUUCCACGGCGCGCGGGCCGCCUGCUUCCCCUGCGGCACCGCGCUCGGGGCCACCUUCAACCAGGAGCUCCUCGAGGAGGCCGGCCGGACCAUGGGCGCCGAGGCCAUCGCCAAGAGCGCCCACGUCAUCCUCGGGCCCACCAUCAACAUGCAGCGCUCGCCGCUGGGCGGCCGCGGCUUCGAGUCCAUCGGCGAGGACCCCUUCCUGGCCGGCCUCGGCGCCGCCGCCCUCAUCCGCGGCAUCCAGAGCACGGGCGUCCGGGCCGCCGUCAAGCACUUCCUCUGCAACGACCAGGAGGACAAGCGCAUGGGCGUGCAGGCCAUGGUGACGGAGCGCGCGCUGCGCGAGAUCUACGCCCUGCCGUUCCAGCUCGCCGUGCGCGACGCCCGCCCGGGGGCCGUCAUGACGGCCUACAACGGCAUCAACGGCACCAUGUGCAGCGAGAACGCAAAGUACAUCGAGGGCAUGCUGCGCGGGGAGUGGGGAUGGGACGGCCUCGUCAUGAGCGACUGGUUCGGCACCUACAGCACGACGCCGGCCGUCGUGGCGGGGCUCGACCUCGAGAUGCCGGGCCCGCCGCGCUUCCGGGGCGAGGCCCUCAAGUUCAACGCCUCCAACAACAAGCCCUUUGCGCACGUCAUCGACGCCCGCGCCCGCCAGGUCCUCAAGCUCGUCAAGGAGUGCGCGCCGCUCGGGCUCGAGGACAAGGGCCCCGAGCGCGAGGCCGACACGCCCGAGACGGCCGCGCUGCUGCGCCGGAUCGGCACCGAGAGCAUCGUCCUGCUCAAAAACAAGGGCGGCGUGCUGCCCCUCGACAGGAACAAGAAGACGCUCGUCGUCGGGCCCAACGCAAAGGUCGCCACCUACCACGGCGGCGGCUCGGCCGCCCUGCCGGCGUACUAUGCCGUCACGCCGUACGACGGCAUCGCGGCGAAGCUCGUGGGCUCGACGCCGGCCUACACCGUCGGCGCGUACACGCACCGCUUCCUCCCGCUGCUGGGGGCGCAGUGCACGGUGCCCGACGACGGCAGCAGGCCCGGCGUGCGAUGGCGCGUGUACAACGAGCCGCCGCCGCCGCCUGGCAUCGAGCGGCGGCGUAGCGAGCCCGUCGACGAGCUGCACUUUACCAAGACGGAGAUGCACCUCGUCGACUACGACGUGCCGCGGGUCGGGGACCUGUGGUGGGCCGACAUGGAGGGGGACCUGGUGGCCGACGAGGACUGCACCUUCGAGGUGGGCUGCGUCGUGUGCGGGACGGCGAGCAUCUUCGUCGACGACGAGCUCGUCGUGGACAACACGACGGCGCAGGUGGCGGGCGACGGCUUCUUCGGGCAGGCGACGCGCGAGGAGCGCGGGCGCUUCGCCAUGACCCGCGGGCAGACGUACCGGAUCCGCGUCGAGUUCGGGUCCGCGCCGACGACGAGGCUGCGCGGCGACGCGUGCCCGCCCAAGAACGGCUCGCUGCGCGUCGGCGGCUGCAAGGUGCUCGAGGGCGACGACGUCGACGCCGAGAUUGCGCGCGCCGUGGCCCUCGCCCGCGACCACGACCAGGUCGUCGUCUGCGCGGGGCUCAACGCCGACUGGGAGACUGAGGGCGCCGACCGCGAGAGCAUGCGUCUUCCCGGCUGCCUGGACCGGCUCAUCACCGCCCUCGUGGCCACGGCCGCCAACAAAGACAACAAAGACCACAACAAGGAAAAUGCCGUCGUGGUGGUGAUGCAGACGGGCACCCCCGAGGAGAUGCCGUGGCUCGACGACGCGCCCGCCGUCGUGCAGGCCUGGUACGGCGGCAACGAGGCCGGCAACGCCCUCGCCGACGUGCUCUUUGGCGAUGCCAACCCCUCGGGCAAGCUGUCCCUCAGCUUCCCCCGCCGCCUGCAGGACGUGCCCUCGUUCCUCAACUUCCGCACCGAGGCCGGACGCACGCUCUACGGCGAGGACGUCUACGUCGGCUACCGCUACUACGAGUUUGCCGACCGGGCUGUCAACUUUGCUUUUGGCCACGGCCUGUCGUACACUACCUUUGCGUUUUCCGACCUCGUUGUCGAUGUCUCAACAUUGCCCCUUGCUAAUGUUACUUCUUCAUCUUCUUCCUCUUCCUCCUCCUCUACUGACCCCCCGACCCCAUCCUCCUCUACCAUCACCACCACCACCGCCACAACGACCACUCCCGCCACAACUACUACUCCUCCCCAUCCUCCUUCUCCUCCUUCGCAUACGGCCACCACAUCCUCCGGCCGCCCCGUCCCCGACCGCACCCUCACCGCCUCCCUCACCAUCCGCAACACCGGCGCCCUCCCCGGCGCCGAGGUCGCGCAGCUCUACGUGCGCCCCUCCGGCCGCAGCCACCAGCGCCAGCCGUCCUCCCCCCCCAGGGUCAACCGCCCCGUCAAGGAGCUCCGCGGCUUCGCCAAGGCGCACCUCGCGCCCGGCGAGGCCCGGCGGGUCACCAUCCGCGAGCUCGAGCGCUACGCCGCCGCCUACUGGGACGAGGAGCGCGACCGCUGGUGCGUCGAGGCCGGCGAGUACGAGGUCCUCGUCGCCAACACGAGCGCCGUCGACGGGCCCGGCGCGUGCACGGUCGUGCGCGGCGCGUUUACCGUCCCCGAGACGUACUGGUGGUCGGGCAUCUGAGUCUG
Molecule: messenger RNA, 3570 nt
Organism: Purpureocillium takamizusanense
Lineage: Eukaryota; Fungi; Ascomycota; Sordariomycetes; Hypocreales; Ophiocordycipitaceae
Gene: BGL1
Product: Beta-glucosidase
Exons: 2
Coding region: 767-3565 (932 amino acids)
Biological process (GO): glucan catabolic process
Molecular function (GO): beta-glucosidase activity
Source: RefSeq, a predicted model, not a curated record